AUGAAGGAAUCUUGUGCUGGAACACUGAACAAGAAAAAUGCUAGUAAUGGUACUGUUGAUGGGAUCGAUGGUAAAGGCAAUUUUGAUCCAAGUGCACCUCCUCCAUUCAAUAUUGCUGAGAUCCGAGCUGCCAUUCCUAAGCAUUGCUGGGUCAAGAAUCCAGGGAGGUCACUGAGCUAUGUUUUAAAAGAUGUCCUCGUCAUCUUUGCCUUGGCAGCAGCUGCUGCUUACUUAAAUAGUUGGAUUUUUUGGCCCUUUUACUGGGCUGUCCAGGGGACAAUGUUCUGGGCUAUCUUUGUUCUUGGACAUGACUGUGGCCAUGGAAGCUUUUCCAACAAUCACUUGCUAAACAAUGUGGUGGGGCAUAUCUUGCAUUCUUCAAUUCUCGUACCUUACCACGGAUGGAGAAUUAGCCACAGGAAACACCAUCAGAAUCAUGGCAAUGUUGAAAACGAUGAAUCAUGGGUCCCGCUGCCUGAGAAGAUUUACAAGAAUUUAGACUUGAGUACUCGGGUUAUGAGAUACACUGUGCCUCUCGUCAUGUUAGUUUACCCCAUAUAUUUGUGGAGCAGAAGUCCAGGAAAAGAAGGUUCUCAUUUCAAUCCCUACAGUAAAUUGUUCGGCCCCAAUGAAAGGAAAGCUGUGUUAACUUCAACUGUGUGUUGGACUCUAAUGGUUUUUCUGCUCAUCUAUUUAUCAUUUGUUUUUGGUCCGGUCCAAGUGCUCAAGCUCUACGGUGUUCCAUACUUGAUAUUUAUUAUGUGGCUAGACUUCGUUACAUACUUGCACCACCAUGGGCAUGAGCAGAAACUUCCUUGGUACCGCGGCAAGGAAUGGAGUUAUCUGCGUGGAGGGCUUACAACAGUGGAUCGUGACUAUGGAUGGAUCAAUGGCAUCCACCAUGAUAUCGGCACACACGUUAUACAUCAUCUGUUUCCUCAAAUUCCACACUACCACUUGCUAGAAGCGACAAAGGCGGCUAAGCCAGUGCUUGGAAAGUACUAUCGCGAACCUAAGAAAUCUGGGCCAUUUCCAUCUCACUUAUUCAGCAAUCUACUAAGAAGCAUGGGAGAAGAUCAUUUUGUGAGCGACACAGGAGAUAUUGUCUACUAUCAGACCGACCCUCAACUGGACAAAAGCAAGUCCAACUGA
Molecule: messenger RNA, 1152 nt
Organism: Dovyalis caffra
Lineage: Eukaryota; Viridiplantae; Streptophyta; Magnoliopsida; Malpighiales; Salicaceae
Source: the annotation of a GenBank genome assembly